Lodderomyces elongisporus is the source of this 945-nucleotide messenger RNA. It is a transcript of the gene SRT1, whose product is annotated as ditrans,polycis-polyprenyl diphosphate synthase. Gene Ontology annotation, molecular function: ditrans,polycis-polyprenyl diphosphate synthase [(2E,6E)-farnesyl diphosphate specific] activity. The transcript is spliced from 2 exons. NCBI's taxonomy places the organism in Eukaryota, Fungi, Ascomycota, Pichiomycetes, Serinales, Debaryomycetaceae. Gene Ontology annotation, cellular component: dehydrodolichyl diphosphate synthase complex; endoplasmic reticulum; lipid droplet. The coding region runs from base 1 to 945 and encodes 314 amino acids. The record is from RefSeq and is a predicted model, not a curated record.
AUGGCCUCGUAUUCCAGAGCAUUUUCAUUGAAUUCUAUUUUGGCAUUGAUACUAAAAUUCCCAUUAUUUUCAUUUGUAAUUGGGUUUCUCGAGGAUUUUAUUAUAGCAGUGCUUAAAACUGGGCCCAUACCUCGACACGUUGCGUUGAUAAUGGAUGGAAAUAGAACCUAUGCAAAAAAGAACAAGUUACCACUAAAGGAGGGCCAUUUUGCCGGUGCAAGUGCAUUAAUCAAAGUUCUUGAAGUAUGCUAUAAAUUAGGUAUCGAACAAGUAACGAUUUACGCAUUUUCUUUGGAGAACUUCAACCGCCUGAAAGAAGAAGUUGACGCCUUGUUUGGCUUGUUGCGUGAUAAGUUAAAGAUGUUGUCAGAGUAUGACGAUUCAUAUGCCAAGUAUAACAAGGUUGCGAUUAAAAUAAUCGGUAACAGGGAAUAUAUUCCUGAAGACAUUCUCAAAGAUUUAGUGGCUAUUGAAGACUCAACAAAGAAUAACGUUUCGAAAAAAGUUUUGAACGUUUGCUUUUCUUAUACUGCGCGUGAUGAAAUGACGCAUGCGAUUAAAUCGAUUAUGCAAAAGAGAAUUGACGGCAAGAUCCAACAUCGCGAUGAAAUUGGGAUCAAUACCAUCGAGUCGAAUUUUUACUUCGAUGACAACGUCCCCCCAUUAGAUAUUUUGAUCAGAACGAGUGGUCAUACCAGACUAAGUGAUUUUUUACUUUGGCAAUGCUCAACAAGUUGCACAAUCGAGUUUCCUGAGACUUUGUGGCCGGACUUUGGAUUUGUAAGCAUGAUUUCAGUCUUGUUCAAAUGGAGUUACUACAAGACUUUGCAGUUGGAAGAAGAAAAUAUGUGUGGAACCCAAUUUGAGAUACAAGAAUCUAUUGCACCUGUUCUGCUUAAAGAAUUGCCAAAACCACCGCCAACCAUAUCCGUGUCUCAAAAGUGA